AUGCUUGCGGAGCGGGAUACGCUGGAGAAGAACUACUGCGAGCUUUUUGAAGUACCAGUAGAUGGUAGAUCUAAUGAUGGUGAUGCUAUGUUGUUGCAAGAGGCAUUGCGUGGCAAAGAUAAUGAAAUCCGGAUGUUGGAGGAGCGGUUGGCCGUGAGCAGCAAGAACGUCGAACGGCUGAACGACGAGCUUUUAGGCGCUAAUUUGGAGGCCAAUGUGCUGGGUCAGAAGCUGCAGGAUCUACAACAGGAGCACGACAAGCUGUUGGAGAGGUGGAUGCAACGUGUGCGUGUCGAAGUUGACAAGAUGAACGCGCAAUUGGAGUAA
Messenger RNA from Nakaseomyces glabratus, 327 nucleotides. It is a transcript of the gene ATG16, whose product is annotated as Atg16p. Lineage: Eukaryota; Fungi; Ascomycota; Saccharomycetes; Saccharomycetales; Saccharomycetaceae. The record is from RefSeq and is a predicted model, not a curated record.